CCACCGGAAGUACACAAGACAACCGGCCAACUUGGACGUGGCGAAAAACAAAUGCAUAAGAAUGUUUACAUCUAGGCAUAUAUGUAAAUGAAGUAAUCUAAUAAUCUUAACAAAACAAAAAGAAGAAAGAAUACGAUAUAAAAAUAACAAGGCAGCGAUUGAAGGUUGAUUGACAAAUUUAACAAUGACAGAUUUAGGAGAGAGCUCGUCACCUUCCGCCCCUGGGGCUGUAAAACAAUUUUUCAGACGAGUAGGAGAGACAAAACAGAACCUUCUUGACAAGGCUACACCAUACACAUCCUUUAGAUGGGUCUUCACACUUGUUGUAUUUUUAGCAUAUGGACUUCGAGUUUACUAUUUACAGGGUUGGUAUAUUGUCACAUAUGCCCUGGGGAUUUAUCUGUUAAAUCAAUUCAUAGCAUUUUUAACUCCCAAAGUGGACCCAGCCUUUCAGGAACAAGAUGAUGAUGAGGAUGGACCAUCACUUCCUACAAAAGCCAAUGAAGAAUUCAGACCUUUUAUGAGAAGGUUACCUGAAUUUAAGUUUUGGUAUAGCACAACUAAAGCCAUCGUCAUUGCGAUGAUAUGCACUUUUUUUGAGGCCCUAAAUAUUCCUGUGUUCUGGCCAAUUUUAGUCAUGUACUUCAUCAUUUUGUUUAUGAUAACCAUGAAACGACAAAUAAAGCAUAUGAUUAAGUACCGUUAUAUACCAUUUUCGCAUGGAAAGAAAAGAUACCAAGGCAAAGAAGACACUGGAAAAGUGAUACAUGUGGCAGGGGAGCCAACUGUGUCCAUUCCGCAAUCGCAGCAGUAGUUGUGAGGUGUAGUGGUAUUUGUAACAUUCUGUGGUGUUUGCUGGGUGCUAAUGUGUAAAGGGUCUGAAGGACAGCAAGUGUGUAAAUGACCAUCAGUUAUGUGUAGGACCUCUAAAACAAUUUAACAAUGUCUUGUAAUUAGAAGGAGAGACAUAUAAAUCUUUUUAAGUUGUGUUCAAUUUCAUUUCUGCUCUUCAGGCAUGAACAUGCUAAGAGUGAAGUUUAAUUAAAAAAAAAAUAUAA
Saccostrea cuccullata (small rock oyster) is the source of this 1058-nucleotide messenger RNA. RefSeq names its product protein RER1-like. The coding region runs from base 185 to 814 and encodes 209 amino acids. The transcript is spliced from 8 exons. Lineage: Eukaryota; Metazoa; Mollusca; Bivalvia; Ostreida; Ostreidae. Gene Ontology annotation, cellular component: Golgi membrane. Gene Ontology annotation, biological process: protein retention in ER lumen; retrograde vesicle-mediated transport, Golgi to endoplasmic reticulum. The record is from RefSeq and is a predicted model, not a curated record.